UUUAUAUACAUAUAUACAAUGGAACUAUUACCUACAACUUCAAAUAAAAACAACGAUUAUAGUAUACAAACACGUCGAUUUAGAAGGUCUUCUUCUAUCCCUCUUAUUCUAACACGCUUAGUGCGUUUUCCUCAAAUGGACUUUGAAUUUGCACUAUGGCAGAUGGCUUAUUUGCUUAUUGCAUCGAGAAGAGUAUACCGAAACAUUUAUUAUCAUAAGCAAACUAAAAAUCAAUGGGCAAGAGACGAUCCAGCCUUUCUUGUGUUAUUAGCCUGCUUAUUAUGCAUAUCAGCGAUUGCAUGGGGCUUAGUCUUUGGGCUGGGCAUGAUUGGCAUUCUGCGAGCCAUGCUGUUCAUGGUCAUUGUAGACUUUGUCCUUGUAGGAUCCUUUGUAGCUACUUUUACUUGGUUUAUUGGCAAUCGAUUUCUUUGUCAAAAUAACAAUAUACAGACAGCAGAUCAAAGAGUUGAAUGGGCUUAUGCAUUUGAUGUUCACUGUAACUCGUUUUUUCCCUUGUUUCUGGUCCUAUAUGUUAUACAGUUUUUCUUCUUAAACCUACUGAUUCGUCACAACUGGGCAUCUAUUAUUGUCAGUAACAUCUUAUACUUGAUUUCUGCGACUUGGUAUUGCUAUGGAACAUUUCUUGGAUUUAACGUGAUGCCUUUCUUGGUUCACACCGAGAUGUUGUUAUAUCCCAUCGUUGGGUUUGUUAUCAUGUUUAUUCUAUUUACUCUAUUUGGCGUCAAUUUAAGUGAGAAUGUGAUUGGGUUCUAUUUUGGCUGGGACUAAGUAUUUUGCUUUCUUCUAAAAAAAACAAAUGUAUAAUAUUUAACGAAUCAUUGAAAUAUUAUCCAAUAUCUAAAAUAAUAAAAAAAUCGAAUGAUUAAAGAAGAAAAAAGCGACGUUUCUCACC
Molecule: messenger RNA, 913 nt
Organism: Gilbertella persicaria
Lineage: Eukaryota; Fungi; Mucoromycota; Mucoromycetes; Mucorales; Choanephoraceae
Product: UNC-50
Exons: 6
Coding region: 19-789 (256 amino acids)
Cellular component (GO): Golgi membrane
Source: RefSeq, a predicted model, not a curated record